Molecule: messenger RNA, 1195 nt
Organism: Aspergillus wentii DTO 134E9
Lineage: Eukaryota; Fungi; Ascomycota; Eurotiomycetes; Eurotiales; Aspergillaceae
Exons: 3
Coding region: 300-1067 (255 amino acids)
Source: RefSeq, a predicted model, not a curated record
GGAAUCUGCAUUUGUGUUUUCGGUGCACCCGGUUUGGAGAGAGACCCCCCGUCUGGCACGCAUCGUGGUGGGUUGUGGCUUGGGUCCCUUUGGGAACCUGCGCUGCUGGACGGGGGUUGUGGCAGUUCGUGUGGUUGAUCCGCUUGGUAAGAGCAUCCAUCCAACUGGUCUGUCGAUUGCAUGCUAACAACUGUGGGGGUUCAGGUUACCGCGGCAUCGAGAUCUCGACACAUCAGGACAAGUUCGCGUGUUGGUCCGUUUGGUAAGACAUCCAUCCAACUGUCUGCCUUUUCGAUUGCAUGCUAACAGCUUUCCUCGUCCAGACAACCGCGAUGUCGAGACAAGCUCAUGGAACCCGCUGUUCCGAUCGAAUCGGGAAGGUAUCUACACGGGAAUCUGGUUGUUUUGACUGCGUGAUAACAGAUUGCAGGGCCAUGGCGACACCCUGCAGUAGGCGUGUGCCGGUGGGUGGGCUUGGGGUCCCUUAUGGGACAGCACACGUCUGCUUCGGGGUCAUGGUACCCUCGCUGUCGAUGACCUCUGACGGAUUGCUUCACAGCGGAAGACCACUGGCGAUUAAAUCUCAUCUGAAAACCAUCGUUCGGAAACCGUCGCCGCCCUCCGUCAUCGCAAAGCACGAAUUCUAUCUACAAUCUGUCGAAAUCUUUGCAAGCUCGUGUUCUUGCUUUUCUUUUCUUCUUUCUUCUUUCUUCUUACUCGGUUGGAGUUGGUUUGGGCGUUUUGUCCUGUUUUGUUUUCUUUCUUUUUUUUUUUCUCCUCGUAUAUCGAGUCGAGUUUUUUUUAUUUGUGUACAAAGUACUGCGCCCUUGCUUUUCUUUUCUUUUCCUCUUUCCUCCUCUUCAUCGGGACCAUCGCGUCGUUUUUUCUUUCUUGCAUGCAAAAGUCUUGCUUCGUUACGGCUGCGUUAUUUGAAUCGCAAUGGGAUAUCUUGCGCAAACCAGGCAUUACCUUUAUCUGUAGACCGUAUGAGAUCUUGUAGAUACGAUCAACGACUGAGAAGACUGAAGCUCAAAGUCUACAGCACCGAGUACGAUCGAAGGAGAUGAAGCCUUGGUUAACAUCUGGAUCCUGAGAAGAGCAUGGUGAAUAGUAAUUGAUGUCCUAGAUAAAAUAGGUUAUAAUCAAGCAUAUCAUAUUAGUCAUGGCAUCAGCAUCUCAGCGACGACGAUGCGUU